UAUUGUUGUUAUGAUGAGAUAAUAGAAACUAAAAUAGUUUCAUCAGAUAAUGAUAAAAAUCUAGCUUUUCUCUAUGAUUUAAUGAUAAAAACAGAAAUAUUUUUUAAAAAUACAAAGAUAAUACGAUCAUCUGAAUAUUCAGAGAUAGAAAAAUUAAUAAAUAAUGCAAUAUAUUCUAAUAGAAAGAUAGUAGAUAUUGAAAGAGAAAUUUAUAAUAGAAUUAUAGAUUCAAAUUCAUUAAAUAAUGAUGAAAAAAUUAAGCUUCAAUCAUUAAGA
Molecule: messenger RNA, 276 nt
Organism: Scutellospora calospora
Lineage: Eukaryota; Fungi; Glomeromycota; Glomeromycetes; Diversisporales; Gigasporaceae
Source: the annotation of a GenBank genome assembly